GUAUCAGGGCAUGAACAUGACCGCCUGUUACCCCAGCGUGGGACAACAUGACAUCCAGAAUGAUGGCAACGCUGUGGCCAUCAUUGGAGCAGCCAUCAUGUACUGCUGCGUCCUCUUUGCAUGUAAUGAAGCUUCCUACCUGGCAGAGGUGUUCGGCCCGUUUUGGAUGAUCAAAGUUUAUCGCUAUGAGUUCCAGAAAGCCACCUGCUUCUUCUGCUGCCCUGAGGAGGAGGAAGCUGAGGAAGAGUUUGUGAUGGAGGACGACAGCAAAGGCUGUCAGAAGGUUGUCCACAACGAGACGCAGAGAGUGGCCUACAGCUACUUCUUCUUCCACUUCGUCUUCUUCCUGGCCUCGCUCUACGUCAUGAUGACCCUCACUAACUGGUUCAGCUAUGAGUCAGCAGUUUUGGAGACCACCUUUACCCACGGCAGCUGGUCUACCUUCUUGGUGAAGAUGUCGUCGUGCUGGGCCUGUGUGAUCCUCUACCUCUGGCUGCUGCUGGGCCCUCUGUGCAGCUGCCAGUCCGAAUCAAGACCUCGACGCUCACGCAUUAAACGGCGCUCAGGAUUGUCCCGUCACGUGCACGUCAGUGUGUGACACGCUCUGGAAGAGGAGUGAGGCGGACAUGGCACGAUGUGGACGAGCGAUCAUCUCCCCUCGGUGGCCUGCAGGAGGGGGUUAUCAGAAUUGAAGUUCACAGGCGUCAGGGGUCAAAGACUCACAGGGCUGUGAAUGGACCAGUCAGAGUGCUCUGUUGAUAUAAGACGAACUGGAUAAAGACUUAAUGAUGUCACAGGCUACAUGCAGUAAACCACUAGUGAGGACCUGACUGUGGUUUGGAAACAGAAUUACAGUAUGAAUUGCCAAAGGGAUCAGAAGUAAUAUGUAAAAUGUGGGAAUUAUACUAGGUAGGUUAAGAUAUGUUAGUAUUACAUUCAAAUAUUGACUGUGUUAUUCUUUAGGAAGGUGGCUUCCAUAUACUAGCAAUAAUAAUUCUAGAGGCCAGUAUCCAACUGUUUGUUUAUCUUUCUUUUUUAUAAUAAUCUUCCCUAAAAAAGAAAGCCCUGUUAGUCCUCUAAACUUAGAUGAUGGUUUUGAUCAUGAACAAAUCUUUCUCAAAGUUGAGGAUUGAUUGCAUUGACUGUGUUGGCUCAAAUAUGACCUCUGAUCCAUGAUAUAGUCCUGACUGGUUGCAAAUGUUUGCAUUGCACGGGGAGAUUUGUUACAACUAUAGAAAAUAUAUUAGGUAAAUAGCAAGGUAGAUAUACGCCAGUGGUGUCCAACUAUAUGAGAAGGUUUACCUGGAAAGUGGGGGUGGACCAAAUAGGUGGGCAAUGUAAUGCAAACAGAACAGAACUUCACAACAGAACAGAACUUCAGAACAUACAAGGGUCCAAGAAUGACUAAACAAAAGACAAGAUUUAAAAACAACUGAACUAAUGACGGGAUGAAGUGCAGGUGUACUGGAGGACAGGUGGUUAAAGGGCUAAUGGGAAACAGGUUAAACUAAUAAGGCCAGAGCAAACCAUCAAAACAGGCUGAAAAAAACACACAAAGACUGGAAGUAAAAAAUACAUGGCAUUGGGAAAUCGUCAAAAUAAAACACUAGACAGAUAAUACAUAAAGCAAGAUCAUACUAGUAUUUUUUUAACCAAACGUAAUCCCAGAUGUUGUCUCUAUGAUUCGCUCUGAUUUCCAGUACAAAGCAGAAGAAAGAUUUGUUCAUGUGAUGAAAAAAAACCUGACGUGUCCAGGAUCACAGGGAUUCUGUUUCAGUAUUUUCUCUGCAUUGACUGAGGGGCAGCUAAAUAGAAAUGUAUGAUGUUCUUUAAAAGUCAACACAAGGCAUUUUUUUAAAUUGAGGCAAAAAUACUUUGCAUUUGAUUUACUACGAGGAAUAUGUUGCAUGCUCACAUUAUGUUGCUCUACAGUUCAUCAUUCACUUUUACUCUUGUUUACAUUUUGUUUUACAUUUGUUACUCUCUUUUGAAAACUUUAAACAUUUGAAACCAUGAGUGCUCAAAAUCAAAAAAGUACUACAAGUCUCUUUCAGAGGGGAUGGAAGCUUUCUGUCUCACGCCUUCAAAUGCAAUAGUCAUGUCUGCUGAGGUGAACUGUGUGAUCUAAAAAAAUCCUCCCACA
Messenger RNA from Notothenia coriiceps (black rockcod), 2143 nucleotides. Its product is annotated as serine incorporator 4. The transcript has 4 exons. The record is from RefSeq and is a predicted model, not a curated record. The coding region runs from base 11 to 598 and encodes 195 amino acids. Lineage: Eukaryota; Metazoa; Chordata; Actinopteri; Perciformes; Nototheniidae. Gene Ontology annotation, cellular component: membrane.